AUGCUUGCAUCUCUUAGCAUUGAAACUGUUGCUCAGAAUAGUCGGCUUAACAACAACAGUUUGGUGGGAAAUAUUCCUAUGUCUUUAACCACGGUGAAUUCACUUCAAGUUCUUGAUCUGUCAAACAACCGUUUGACAGGACCAACUCCAGUCAAUGGCUCCUUUCAACUUUUCACUCCUAUCAGUUUUGCUAAUAAUCAGUUGGACCCUCCUCCAGUUUUGCCACCACCUCCUGCUACUCCAACACCACCAUCUUCUUCUUCAGUGGGCAACAGUGCCACUGGAGCAAUUGCUGGAGGAGUUGCUGCUAAAAGUGGAAAAAAGAAAAGUAAAGACAGUGGUCCAGUGACCACUCCUGCCCUAAAAACAUAA
Molecule: messenger RNA, 372 nt
Organism: Ilex paraguariensis (yerba mate)
Lineage: Eukaryota; Viridiplantae; Streptophyta; Magnoliopsida; Aquifoliales; Aquifoliaceae
Source: the annotation of a GenBank genome assembly